AUGCCGUCCAGCUCGUCGGCGGCCGCGACGGCGACGGCACUUCCUGCCUUCACCACGCCCUUCGUGGCACCGCCAGGCUGCCCCAUCUUCAGAACCACCAGCGUCGACGUAUCCUCAGGCUCUACUAACGUAGUCAUCACAGUCCUCGUUGCAGACGACCCCUCAUGCAUGCCCGAUGGCUGGGACGAUGUCGUCCCGGAGAGCCGGUUGAAGUUCAACCCCGGCGUGUGCCCCAGUGGCUGGGUCUACCACGACAUUGCCGACGGCGACGCAACGGACAAGUUCACGGCCAAGUGCUGCGACCGAACUCUUGUCCAGUCCAAGAUCCCCCACGCGUGCGGCCGCUGGAUCUCUGGGCUGAACUCGGACUCAGGCUCCGACGCCGUCGCUACCACCACCGGCGUCGACAUUGCCCGCAGUACACUCCUUGUUCACUAUGGCUGGGGCAUCACAUGGUCCGCCUCCGAUAUCCCCAACCUUACCCCCCAGCCCCCUUCCAUCACCCAUCGCAUGCUGGUACCGACGUGGACCCCUGGCGACGUUAUCCCGCCCGGAAAGUACGACCGCGAGUCCGCUUCGGGUCCCAACAGAAACUACUUCCUUGACGGACCCGCCAUGUGGUUCGUGGUCGUGGGCUUGCCCAUCAUCGGCGCCCUCUUGAUCGGCUCGUGUAUCUACUGCUGCGUGCGGGGGACCAAGCAUGAGAAGAAGAUGAAAGCGCGUCGGGCGGCUGCUGCUGCUGCUGCCACUGCUGCCAGUGCCACAGCGGACGUAGAAGGGGUGCCGGACGCGAAGUGA
Molecule: messenger RNA, 798 nt
Organism: Chaetomium globosum CBS 148.51
Lineage: Eukaryota; Fungi; Ascomycota; Sordariomycetes; Sordariales; Chaetomiaceae
Exons: 2
Coding region: 1-798 (265 amino acids)
Source: RefSeq, a predicted model, not a curated record